AUGUCUCGUAGUGAGGCAGAGGUAGACAUAAAUGGCUAUAUUGACAUGACGUACUCGUCUGGAGACUCUAAUGACAUGAAAUCCAAACAGCACUACCGGGAAGAGAAUAAUAACGAGGUCGAUGAGCUCUCGAAAAACUUCACAGAGAUGGGGUGUAUAGUGGACGCUGUCAAAAGGCCUCCCAACAUAUGCAUCGAAACCUGUGUAUACGAGGAAUCCGAUUCAGGUGGACAGGAUGACAAAUCUGAGGCAGAGGACGAUGAAAAAUCUUUGCCAGAAGACAAUGAUAAGCAUGAAGAUGCCACAUAUUCGGACGAGUUCGAGGAGGACAAAAGUGAGGUAGAAGAAGAGAUUAAGAAAAUUCAGUCAGCGAAUGCAAUAAACGUUGCCCCGGCUGCGAAGCCUCUAGUGAAACUGUCGAAGAGUCUAUCAAGUAGCUCAGCUAAUAAGCAGCCCUCGCUUUCCGGCCGGUCUUCUGACUACGGUUCCGUGUCGGUGCCGGCGACGCGGCGCGUCAACAUGUCCUUCACGAACGAGAGGCUACGCGAGAUCGAGAGGCACAACCACAUCCUGCUGAACAAGAUCCUGAGCGCACGCAACGUGCGCAAGUCCUCGAUACCGCCGAGGGAGCAGCCCCCCAGGAGGGCGGCGCCGCCGGCGGCGGUGCACCGCAGGCUGCAGCAGAGGCAGAUCGACCGGGACAACAUGAUCCUGCUGAAGAAGAUUCAGCGAGCAAAGUCGUCUGCGUGCAGUGUGCGCCGU
This is a messenger RNA of Iphiclides podalirius (scarce swallowtail), 762 nucleotides long. The record is from the annotation of a GenBank genome assembly. NCBI's taxonomy places the organism in Eukaryota, Metazoa, Arthropoda, Insecta, Lepidoptera, Papilionidae.